Linnemannia hyalina is the source of this 1533-nucleotide messenger RNA. NCBI's taxonomy places the organism in Eukaryota, Fungi, Mortierellomycota, Mortierellomycetes, Mortierellales, Mortierellaceae. The record is from the annotation of a GenBank genome assembly.
AUGCCACUGCUUAUUCAGGCAGUGCCUUUGGCAAAGAAUUGGCACGGUAGCCACUACUGGCGCACACCCGAUUUCGACACCUUCCCCGAGGAGCUUGAGUACCUACCGAGAGAAGAGAUAACAAAACGAUUCGAGAAACUCAACCUAAUCGCCCGCAGGACUUACCCGACCAUCUGGCCAAACAUCAUCUUCAUCCUCUUCUUCCUUGGUCUCACCGGUGCUGCGGGAUAUGCGCUCUCUAAGAUUGGGUCCUCAAACUUGUCUAUUAUGGGCCAGGGAAUCUGUUUUUUGUUGCCUAUCGCCAUUGUGGUCUGGGUUAAAGUCCGCAAGGAUACCAAGGCUCGUGCGCGUCGCAGGAUCGAUCACCACCAAACACCUGAUGACCAUGAGGGGAGCGAUAUUGCAACCCUGCAUCGUGUCUCUUGGGUCGACCCGCGCCAUCGUCGUGAGCACCCUACACAAGGUCCACAGGAGGGCGAUCAGGACCAACGACCUCCUUCCUUCAUCCGCCAUACUCCUGAAGAGCCAUCGUCGACUGUUACCCCUCCCUCACCCAUCGUUUCUCUGUUCGAGACCAUCCGAGCCCGGACACAACGUGGUCGCACGACUUCUGUAGACUCUACCAACAGCACCAACUUUGUGACACUCCCACCACAACAACAAGAAAUCGACAUCUCCUCCUCAACAGCAACUACAACAGAGACCAACACCCCUAAUAUCUCACCCGCCUCUUCCUCCAUCCCCUCGGCAACAAGAGGCGAAUCCCCGACCACGAUUUUUACCGCCGGCGCGUCAAUAUGGAGCAUCAUCAGGGAGUAUCUGGGUAACUCUCUCUGCUAUGGUUUCUGCUUUGCUGAGCCUAAGGUGUGGCUGAUCGAGAUUUCGUUGAGAGAGUGUCAAUUGGACGAGUACGCGUUGAUGGUGCCUAGUCCGGUGUAUUGCGAUUACAGAUUGCCCGGGUAUGAUGAUGUCAUUGCUGGAGCAGGUGGAAGUGCAGGAGAGUCGUCAGGCAUUGCCGCAGCGGCAAGUUCUAGUCGGACAGGAUUGAAUCGGUACAAUGGUCUGCCGCCUGCCUAUGAGAGUGAGUCCGAGUCGGAGGGCGAGGAUGAUGAUGACCUUGACGAUGAGGAUGAUGAUGACGAUGAUGAUGAUUUGGAGUCGGAUGGUAUCGAAGCCCAGAUCCAGGACUCUACAGGAUAUCGACUCACACGACCAACGCCAGCCCACCUACCAGACAUUGGAACCGGCAGCAACAGUGCCAGCGCGUCAACCAUGGCUGCCAACAGUUUACAACCCCCGAUGGAGAUGAUCCAACGACCUUUCGAGAUGACAUCCAUCGUCGUCCUCGCAACCCCACAAUCCUCUGCUACUACCACCUCAGGAACCCCACCACCACCAACACGACCAUUCCCCUUCAAUACCUAUGGAUCUAGCAGUUCACAAGAAUAUACCCCCAACGACCCCCGCCAUAUGACCCAGUCGUCCAUCUCGCUACCCUCUAUUGUUGAGGUUCCAGCAGACGCGAGCAAGUAG